AUGAUGAAUUGCAUCCUAUGGAACUGCCGGGGGGCGAAUAAACCCAAUUUUCGUAGAUCAAUCCGCUACAUUUUGAAGAAGAAUCCGACGGAUUUGUUGGCUAUAUUCGAAACUCACGCGGGUGGAGACAGAUCUGAGCGUAUCUGUCGUGGUUUAGGGUUUGAUAACUCGUUCAGAGUAGACGCAGAGGGGCAGAGCGGGGGUCUGUGGUUGCUCUGGAGGUCAGGAAUCGGAAUCGUGACGGUCAUUAGUUCAACAAACCAAUUCAUUCAGGCGAUGAUGGCGAAUGGAGAUGAGGUAUUGAACCUGAUCGUGGUGUACGCGGCGCCUACGGUGAGUCGAAGAAGUGGUCUAUGGGAUCAGCUGCGUGAUAUUAUUGGAGGAGUAACGGGUCCUGUGAUCGUUGGCGAGGAUUUCAACACGAUUGUUCGAUUGGAUGAACGGUCAGGUGGAAAUGGAAGCUUAUCGGCGGAUUCGAUGGAGUUUGGGCAAUGGAUAAAUGACUUAUCCCUUAUCGAUAUGGGUUUCCGAGGUCAUGCCUUUACCUGGAAAAGAGGACGAGAAGAAUGUUUCUUCGUGACCAAGCGCUUAUAUAGGGUCCUCUGUUGUGCCCAGUCUCGCUUGAGAUGGCAAGAAGCGACGGUAACGCAUCUUCCUUUUUUAGCAUCUGAUCAUGCACCAUUGUAUCUUCAAUUAGCGCCAGUGAGUAGAGGUGAUGCGUCACGACGUCCGUUUAGAUUCGAAGCGGCAUGGCUUAAACAUGACACGUUUAAAGACUUGCUGGAGGCGUCUUGGAACACAAGCUUGAGUACGCCAGAAGCCUUGGAGAUUCUGAGGACAAGACUUAGGCGAUGGAAUCGUGAAGUGUUCGGAGAAGUGCAGAGACGGAAGGAGACGCUGGUUAGUGAAAUCAAAAAAGUGCAGGAUUUGAUUUUGCUAACACCAACGGAUGAUCUUCUAAUGGAGGAAGUAUCGCUGUCAAAAGAACUGGAUUUGACAUUGGAACAAGAAGAAGUGAUCUGGUUUCAGAAAUCCCGAGAGAAGUGGAUUCCGCUUGGAGACCGCAACACAAGCUUCUUUCAUACAUCGACAAUCAUACGGAGGAGACGGAAUCGCAUUGAAAUGUUGAAGAAAGAUGAUGGGUCGUGGGUCACGAACGCUCCUGAGUUGGAGAAUUUAGCUGUGGAGUACUAUAGGCGGUUGUAUUCGAUGGUGGAUGUAGAUGAAGUGGUCCCUCCUUUACCAAGAGAAGGCUUUGCUCUAUUGUCGCAGGCAGAUCACAUUCACUUGGAUAGACCUUUCACGGCCGCAGAAGUGGAGAAGGCAGUGCGGGACAUUGGUAAAUACAAGGCCCCGGGACCAGAUGGGUUCCAACCGGUGUUUUACCAGCAUUGUUGGGACGUUGUAGGUGAUUCUGUGGUAAGGUUCAUUCUGGAGUUCUUCAGGACCGGAGUUUUGCCUCCGAAUACAAACGAUGUACUGAUAGUCUUGCUAGAGAAGGUGGCGAAGCCGAAGAUAAUCACUCAGUUCCGUCCGAUCAGCUUGUGUAAUGUUCUGUUCAAGACAAUAACGAAGGUGAUGGUUGUGAGGUUGAAGCGAGUAAUCACUAAACUAAUUGGGCCGGCACAAGCAAGCUUCAUCCCUGGGAGACUGAACACUGACAACAUAGUGAUGGUGCAAGAAGCUGUGCACUCAAUGAGGAGGAAGAAAGGACGCAGGGGAUGGAUGUUGUUGAAACUUGAUCUUGAGAAAGCCUAUGAUAGAAUCCGGUGGGACUUCCUCGAAGAUACGUUGAUUGCGGCAGGACUGUCUGAACAAUGGGUUGGUUGGAUAAUGCGUGUUGUGUCUGGACCGUCGAUGAAUCUCCUCUUCAAUGGUGAGAAAACAGAGGCCUUUCGUCCGUCAAGGGGCCUGAGACAGGGAGAUCCAAUCUCGCCUUAUUUGUUUGUGCUCUGUAUGGAGCGUCUGUGUCACUUGAUAGGGAAUUCGAUCGCGGAGAAGUGUUGGAAGCCUAUUAAACUCUCACGUGGAGGACCUGAGCUCUCUCAUGUCUGUUUUGCCGAUGAUCUCAUUUUGUUUGCGGAGGCAUCAGUGGCACAAGUCCGAACGAUCAGGAAUGUACUCGAAACAUUCUGCUUAUUGUCUGGCCAGAAGGUUAGUUUGGAGAAAUCCAAAAUAUUUUUCUCUAGUAAUGUCUCUCGGGAGUUGGGAAGAGAGAUUAGUGAUGCAAGUGGCAUUAGCUCUACGUGUGACUUAGGCAAAUAUCUGGGGAUGCAUGUGCUUCAAAAGAGGAUGAACAAGGAGACCUUCUCAGCAGUAGUGGAAAGGGUAAGUGCGAGGCUCGCUGGGUGGAAGAGUCAUGUUUUGAGCUUAGCAGGGAGAAUCACACUGACAAAAUCGGUACUGUCUUCUAUACCGGUUCAUUCCGUGAGUUCUGUACUGUUACCGAGAUCAACGCUGGCGACGCUGGAUAAGGUGUCUCGCUCCUUCGUAUGGGGUAGCACGGCUGACAAACGGAAACAACAUCUCAUAUCUUGGUCGAGGGUGUGCGUACCGAAAGAAGAAGGAGGGCUCGGUAUCCGUAACUCCCUACACAUGAACACAUCACUCAUUGCUAAGGUAGGCUGGAGACUGAUGAAUGAUGAGAAGAGCUUAUGGGCAAGGGUAGUGCGGUGUAAGUACAGAGUUGGCGAUUCACAUGAUCUGUCUUGGUUAAGAGUGAGAAGUAACUGGUCAGUGGUAUGGAGAAGUAUAGUGACAGGGCUGAAGGAAGCUGUCUUGCCAGGCCAGAGGUGGGUUGUUGGUGACGGCAGUACGAUCCGGUUUUGGACUGAUAAAUGGCUCUCGGGGGUCUCAUUGUCAGAGAAGGCCACAAGUGCGUUGCCGGCGAAUUAUGAGGGAUUUGUUGCGAAGGAUUUGUGGAUACCUGGAAGGGGUUGGCGCUUUGACCAAAUCUUACCUUACGUAUCGGAAAAUACUGGCCUGGAGUUAUGGUCUAUCGUCGUGGACUGCGUCACUGGGGCCAAGGAUCGUCUCUCUUGGGGAGGUAGUGCAGAGGGUAAGUUCACAGUCAAGUCGGCUUACUCCCUGUUGACGUUGAAUGAGAGUCCGAGACAGAAUAUGGAACAGUUCUGGAAGCGUGUGUGGCGAGUGAAGGCUCCGGAACGGGUGAGAGUAUUCUUAUGGCUCGUAUGUAAACAAGCAAUAAUGACGAAUGUCGAAAGAAAGAGGAGGCACUUGUGUGACUCAGAUGUGUGCAGCGUGUGUUGUGGCGGAUUCGAAACGAUUUUACAUGUUCUACGGGACUGCCCGGCUAUGGCGGGAAUAUGGCAGAGAAUUGUGCCGGCUCGAGAGAGGAGUGAGUUCUUCUCUCAAUCCUUGUUGGUAUGGUUGUUUCAGAAUUUGAAAGAGGAAACAAGCAUGAAUGGGGUCCCGUGGGCUACACAGUUUGCAAUGGGAGUGUGGUGGGGGUGGAAGUGGAGAUGUGGGAACGUGUUUGGAGAGAAUAGAAGAUGCCCUGAUCGGGUCAAGUUCAUCAAGGAUCUGGCUAAGGAGGUGUGGAUGGCACACUUGGCCACACCGGAAUUGAGCAGGUCCACAGCACGGGAGGAAAGGCUGAUAGGUUGGUCCCCACCAGAGGGGGAUUGGAUUAAACUUAAUACCGACGGCGCUUCUCGGGGAAACCCGGGUUCAGCAGCGGCGGGUGGAGUCCUUAGAGACGCGGAGGGGCAAUGGUGUGGGGGUUUCGCGAUUAACAUUGGGAGAUGCUCAGCACCUCUGGCGGAACUCUGGGGUGUCUAUUAUGGUCUGUGCAUGGCGUGGGAGAAGUAG
Molecule: messenger RNA, 3831 nt
Organism: Microthlaspi erraticum
Lineage: Eukaryota; Viridiplantae; Streptophyta; Magnoliopsida; Brassicales; Brassicaceae
Source: the annotation of a GenBank genome assembly